AUGUGUCCGUCUGUGUGGGUGGUGGUGCUAGCGAUGAUGGUGAUGAUGUCUGGUGAGGGUGAGAGUCUCAUGCCGCCCGUCUCCACCGGCCUAGAACAACUCGUGAGGGCGGCGUCUGCUACCUGUGAUGCUCUGCCUCUAGAGCUGCUCUAUAGUUGGUCGUCGAUACCUGAACUGGAGUUCUAUGAGUAUUCUGAGGAGGGGAAAAGGAUCUACAAGCUGUCCAAGGCUCACGUGCUACUCCGACGUCGACUGCCAACAGAGCUCGUCGUCUACAUCCCGGGCUGGUGGAACACACCCACUGAUGAGUCCUCGCAGGCGCUGGUGAAGGCUUUGUUACAAAAACAUUACUUGAUCCUUGUAUUGGACACUCGCGCUUCAUUCUGCAGAGGCUACGUCGGCUCCGCUUCCCGCGUCCAUGGAGUAGCUCAGAAGGUGUUUAAAUUUCUUAAAAACAUUCAAGCGGAAGGCUAUCCGCUCUCAUCAGUACAUAUGAUCGGAUUCAGUCUAGGAGCACACGUGGCCGGCGUGACGGGGAAGUUGGUUCAGAGUCGAUUGAGUGGCAAAGUUGGAAGAAUAACGGCGUUAGAUCCCGCGAGACCUUGCUUCACCCGGUCUACUGAGUAUAGACUGGACAAACACGAUGCCAAGUUCGUUCAAGUGAUUCAUACAAGUGCUGGUGUGUUGGGUUUGGAGUCCCCGCUGGGUCACGUGGACGUGUACGUGAACGGCUUGCUGGUCUCUCAGCCCGAGUGCCGCGAGCGAGCGGUCAGUCUGGAGUGUGACCACGCACAGUCUUGGAAACUGUUUUCGUCCUCGGUCACCGACAGCCGCUCCUUACUGGCAAGGAAGUGUAAGAACUGGCUCGAACUCAACAGCGGGCAGUGCAGCGGGAACGAAACAAUCUUAGGUUACACGUGCAAUCCAAAAAUAAGAGGAAUGUUCCUCUACAGAUCACAAGAAGUCAGAACUCAAAUGUGGGUGUUCAACCCCUUCGAUAUAAAAACUUGGUUUUCGAGAUAA
This is a messenger RNA of Danaus chrysippus (African queen), 1023 nucleotides long. NCBI's taxonomy places the organism in Eukaryota, Metazoa, Arthropoda, Insecta, Lepidoptera, Nymphalidae. The record is from the annotation of a GenBank genome assembly.